UGCUCGUCGGCCGCGGCGCUACUCUGCAAAGGGGAAAACAGAAAUUUCCGCUUCCUGCACCGAUAAACAACUAACGCAACUUAACAAAACAUUUGCAGCGAGUUCUUCGGUAACAGCGGAUAUAACUGCACACCCGCACCGCGAGAUCAGACGAAUCUCGAUCCUCGUGGACGGAUGAUUCUCGUGCAGUCACUGUUAGAGGAUCUGCGCUUCAUCAACUCGCCGUUUUACUGGGCUUUUCUUUGACUGUUUUUAAACAUAAGGUACCCCCAGUAUGUCGGAGCGCGGAGGGCUCCCGAGGACUGGAGGCGUACCGUCUCCGCAGCCCUCCAAACCGGUGGCGAUCACCUCCAAUCGCCCGGUGCACAUGAACCUGUACGCCACCUGGGAAGUGGACCGAUCGUCCCCGAGCUGCGUGCCGAGGCUCUUUAACCUGACGUUGAAGAAGCUGGUGAUGCUGAAAGAGCUGGAAAAAGACUUGACCUCUGUGGUCAUCGCCGUCAAACUCCAGGGCUCAAAGCGAAUCCUUCGUUCUAAUGAGAUCCUGUUGCCAUCGACCGGUCAGACAGAAACCGACCUGCAGCUCACAUUCUCAUUACAGUAUCCUCACUUCCUUAAACGAGACGCCAACAAACUUCAGAUUAUGCUGCAGAGGAGGAAGAGAUACAAGAACAGAACAAUCCUGGGCUACAAGACUCUCGCCCUCGGCCUCAUCAACAUGGCGGAGGUGAUGCAGCACCCGACCGAGGGUGCUCAAGUUCUGGGUUUGCACAGUCAGCUGAAGGAUGUGUCAGUCCCUGUCGCUGAGAUCAGAGUUUAUUCUCUCUCCAGUCAACCCAUCGACCACGAGGGGCCAAAAGCCAAGAUGAAUGAUCGAUCUCCAGACAUUGAUAACUACUCGGAGGAAGAAGAGGAGAGCUACUCGUCCGAGCAGGAGGGCAGCGAUGACCCCGUUCACCAUUAUCUAGAUGACGAAGAGGAGGAGGUUAGGAAGAAGAAACCCAGACGCAAACUCACUUCCAACGCAUCCAUCACUAGACAACCGAACAUCAAGCAGAAGUUUGUGGCCCUGCUGAAAAGGUUUAAGGUGUCAGAUGAGGUGGGCUUUGGGCUAGAGCACGUGUCCCGCGAGCAGAUCCAAGAAGUGGAGGAGGAUCUGGAUGAACUCUACGACAGUCUGGAAAUGUACAACCCCAGCGACAGCGGCCCUGAAAUGGAAGAGACGGACAGCAUCCUCAGCACUCCAAAACCCAAGCUCAGACCUUUCUUCGAGGGAAUGUCUCAGUCAAGCUCUCAGACAGAAAUCGGCAGCUUGAACAGUAAAGGGAGCCUGAGCAGAGACCCAUUCAGCCCUCAGGGGGAGCAGCCACCGUCAGAUAAACUCAAACACUCCCGCAGCCGCAACCUGGAGGAGCCGCUGUCUGAGACCGACACUCUGGAACUCAAUGAUCAAGACUUGUUUACUGAAGGCGGCCCAUCCAUAACGGUGUCCGUGGCUGAAAAACCUCGUACACCAUUAAAAACCAGCAAGAAUGAGACUCAGCCCAUGCCGUCGCCCAGGCUGGACGGAGGACACACGCCCCGGAAGCGCAGCACUCCUCAGAAGGACCGUCAGCUCACGAAACCGCUGAGCGAACGAACCAACAGCUCAGACAGUGAGAGAUCACCUGAGCUCGGCCACAGCACACAGGUCCUCAGGAAGGCUGUGUAUGAUCAAUUGAAUCAGAUUCUGUUAUCUGAUACAGCUCUUCCUGAAAGUCUCAUUUUGGUCAAUGGCACUGACUGGCAAGGACAGUAUGUUGCAGAACAUUUGCAGGUCCAGAAGCAUCCUGUGGUGUGUACGUGUUCUGGUGCAGAGAUUCAGGCAGUUCUGUCUGCUCUGCUUACACGGAUACAAAAGUUUUGCAACUGUAACUCCUCUAUGCCGCGGCCUGUGAAGGUGGCGGUGGUCGGGGGUCAGAGUUAUCUUGGCUCUGUCCUGCAGUUCUUUGUCACUCAGCUGGCCAAUAAGACAUCUGAUUGGCUCAAUCACAUCCGCUUCCUGGUUGUGCCUCUGGGUUCUCAUCCUGUUGCUAAGCACCUGGGCGCCCUUGACAACCGCUACAGUGCAGCAUUUCUGGAUGGCGCGUGGAGAGACCUGUUCAACCGAUCUGAACCUCCACAGACAGAUUCGAUGGAUGUAGCGGCUCGUAUCGCUCAGUACAUCAGUGGUGCAGUUCUCACUCACCAGCUGCCCAUUGCCGAAGCCAUGCUCACCUGCAAGCACAGAACAAGGGAUGAAGAUUCCUACCAGAAAUUUAUCCCUUUUAUUGGGGUGGUGAAAGUGGGAUUGAUUGAGCCGGGCCAGUCAGCCGCAGGUGACACAGAGGAGGGUGUUGUUGUGACCUUGGCUGUCCCCUCCACCUCUCCACCCUCCCACGGUUCACCUGCCAGUCUAAAAGAGACAGCCACGCCCCCUUCCUCUCCAUCGAUGGGCGGAGGUUUGGCCGUACAGGGGAGUCCUAGCAUGUCUCACGGGGUGGACGCCAUUGGGCUGCAGGUGGAUUACUGGCUGGCAUCUCUGGCUGACAAGCGUCGAGAAGGAGAGAGGAGAGACACGGGUUGUAAAAACACUCUGAAAAGCGCCUUCUGGUCCCUGCAGGUCACCCGAUUGCCAGGAGGGGGAGCCAGCGAGCCUCAAGCCCCUGUCAACACAAUGGCCAUGACUGUGGUCACCAAAGAGAAAAACAAGAAAGUUCCUACUAUUUUCUUGGGGAAGAAACCUAAAGAGAAAGAGAUGGACUCGAAGAGUCAAGUCAUUGAGGGCAUCAGCAGGCUCAUCUGUUCAGCCAAACAGCAGCCGACCAUUCUGAAAGUUACCAUUGAUGGCGGCGAGUGGAAUGACGUGAAGUUCUUCCAGUUAGCAGCUCAGUGGCCGACUCACGUCAAGUAUCUCCCGGUUGGAUUGUUUGGCUACGGCAAACCACCGUCCUAGGAUGGCCGGCAGCUUUCUAACCCGCCUCUUCAACCCUCAACCUACACCCCAUUGCACACCAUCACCGCCACUCAGAAUGCCGGCCAAAUGCAGUUGUGUGACAUGACUGCGUUAUGGUGUGUAGGUGUAGUUGAAGACCGAUUCGCUGGGUUCAUAGACUUUUAUCGGCGCUAGUCACUUUUAUUUAUCGAAAGGUCCCAAAGCCACAUAUGGGGGCCAAGCACAAAAUUUUAAACCAACCAUCGACCUGAUCACUAACAGCACGAUAUGGCAUCAAUUACAUGAAAACCUGCAUAUGACCACAUUGGAUUUAGCAUUAUUGCGUCAUUGUUAAAGCAUAACUUAUAAAAGCAGUUUGACCCUUUGGGAACCAUGGUAACCAUAGUUUCUGCUAAAAUAUCACAGUUACUACAGUCAUUUUUCUUUUGCUCGAGAAGCUUGUUUAUAACAUCAGAGGCCACUACACAGUAGAGAAAGUUAUUAUAUUUGACAUGCGAUGUAGUGUGUGACCACUCUGGUUUUAUGAAAUGACCGUUUUUUUGUGGGAUUUUGUCAAAAACGAUGGUUUAUUUUCGCAAGGGAAAAUUUCCUGAUGUCGUUUUGUCUCACUUGAGCAUAGACGAGAAUUGCAAAACUUCUCACCGACGUUUGGAGGUGGCGCCACAUGCCGCCCGUCAGCCAACCGAUGAGUUUUUCGCGCAAAUUCCAUCAUUGACCUCUAACCUGCAUGUCUUAAACUACAUCAACCAUAAAACCACUAGCAAAGUUUUCCUACUUCUUUUUACGUUAGUUCAAUGGUGCACUUUAUGUAUCCGUGCAUGUGUUGAGCUGUGCUAACCGUGCUGCUGUAGCUCGCGUCUUGCAUUUCCUUCAGUAUAUGGAAGGUUUACAUCAGCGUUUAACCGAUUCACAGCGACGCAGUGCUAAAUCGAUAUAAAAAGAACAUAAAAUAGUUCCAUUAGUUUUGUAUUAUUUUGUACACAGACUGUGUCGGAAGAGCUCUUGAUCGUUUGGUUCUAUUUUGAGUACUUUUAAAAGUGACCUUUUUAGCUUCAAUAUAUGUAGCUCAUCCUAUGGUUUUAUUUCUUUCCAUGAACCAUAUCUCCAAAGAUCACUCUGGCCUAUCAGAAUGUAAACAUUGUGGAAGAGUGUCACAGAGUUGCACACAUUGAGAUUGUUUUUCGCGAACAAUGUCAUAUAGUUUAGCAAAAGGGCUGAAGCAGAGGAUCCGCAAGGUUGGCGAUGAACAUUUCCGAAAUUGCGAUGUUAAAGGCUUGGUUGGCAGAAUCGUGGGAAGUUGUCGAUUUCGCGCUCUCGGGUGAAUCUUUACAGUUACGGAAAACAUAUGUACGGAAAGGAAACCUGGGUUAGACUUUAGUUGUCAAACGCUAUGCACUCGAACUCACCUUUACACAUCUUCGUCCAAAGCACAACGUUUUUGUCAGCUAGCUCCUCAUACGAAAUCCUCUGUUACAACAAGCGUGGGAUCAGCUCACCUCUUGAGAUCAGUACCUAUAAGGUUCAUGAACUGAAAGGCUGAUCUCUGAUCAUUCGGUUUAGAGCUACAAAGUCCCUUUAUUUGCUAGCUGUCGCGUUAUUGUCAAAGGCAGCUUUCACUGAAGUAACGUUGUUCUAUUUUGUCUAGAACGUUUGUUCGAUUUUCUUGUAGGUGUUAGGUAAUGCAUCUAGCAGAGGUGUUACUGUUUGAAAUGUGGUUUUAAAAUAAUAACAAAACAAACAAUAAAAAAAUGUUAUCUAUGACAUGAUGUCGUGCCACAGUUUUAUAGUGACGCAGGUUGUGCUUGUUUGGUUGUGGAGUGUUUUUGGACAAUAGCGGUCACUGGUAUGAUUAGUCUGUGGUGUUUCUUCACAACAUUCAGCAUCUUUUUACCCAGCUUACAGUACUUCUAACCAUUGAAACUUGAACUUGAAUGGAUUAAUGUAGAAUUAUUGUUACAUCAUAAUUUAUUUGUCGGAUUCCUUUUAGCGAUAUGAAUUCAGAGGGUGAAUCUCACUUAACGGGUCAAGAGAAAUCUGAAGCAAGAAAUAAAACAUAUUUGGCUUAAGUAAAGUGAAGCCUGUUUAGGAACAUUAAAAUAUAAAAAUGCAAUGCACAAAAUUGUCAUAAUAAUUAGAUAUUAUUCAAGGGUGCGCGGAUUAAAAUGUUAAAAUCACAGCGUUACAGUAUUUUUUACUGUAAUACCUUGAAAAGAAAUUGCCUUUUGGGUGGCAAUGCACCCCAGCAUGUUUUUGUGAGAUUCACCCAAAAUCCGCCCUUUUUAUUUGGGUAACUUGUCCAUAAAGCCCUUACUGGGAUGAAAGUAUCCUUGUCUUUGUGGAAAAAAGUAUUAAAAACAGCAAAGUAUUAAAAUCUAAAUGGGUCAAUUAGAUAUUUUAUUGUUUUUACCUGCUCCUUAAAGUGAUGUUUAGAAAUAGUGUUUUGUUUGUUUAUUUAGUUUUUAUACAUUUAACACAGCUGUCCUGUAUCUGCCCAUAUUUUUCAUAAGUAAAUAAACCACCAAAAUGAUAACAUUACCUUUGUUAGGCUAACUUGGGACAAAAAAUAGAUGUAUGACCAGUUUCUACAUAGUGGCUUUUUAUUAAUAACAUAUUGUUUAAAUUCAUAGUGAUGGAACACUGUCCUGUUGACAAUACAAUGUUGAAAUGUUUUAAAUAAUUGAACAUUUUUAAGUUUUUGUAAUGCUGUUACACAUGCCGUUCGUGUUUUAAGCUUGCAAGAUUAGCAGACCCCAAACUUGUAACAAUGUGGUUAAUCAACCAUUACUUUUUGCAUUCGGGUUUAAAUUUGAAAUGGAUGCAAAGGAUUGGAAAAAGAAGCAUCACUGCCAAAGAGUGUAAGCUUUUGUGUUUUUUGUGUACAGUUAAAAGAAAAGCUUUUCAGUAUUUAUGGAGCAGUUUGGGAUUUGUCAAGUACAGAAUUUUCCCAAAUGAUUCAUUUUUAGUCUAAAAUAAAAGCGUUUUGACGCGCUACAUUCCAUUCUGUUUUUUAACUAUGAAAUGUCUCUUUACCCGUGUGAUGUUUGGAGUCAGGUCAUUGCCUGGCUGUAUCUGUCCUAGUACCUCUGUACCUGUGUUGAUUUGUAAUGUGUAAUGUUCUAUAGAAACCAUGAAGUGGAUGUGAGCCUUCUGAUUGGUCAACAAAUGAUCUGAGCAGCCAAUCAAAAUGAAAUCUGUCCACUUCAAAUACUUCGUCAAUGUAUCACAACCUGUUCACGGGAUAGUAGGCCUGAUUUCCACAAGCUUUGGAUUAAAACAGCAGAUUCGGCCAAAGUUAGUUUACGUAACGAUAAUAACCCAAGAAUAUUUAGACACGGAAGACCAAGAAGCCAAGCUUGUGGAGAAGUAUUUUUGCACAUGCAUUUAUCUUUUAGCAAUCUUCAGCUCUUUGCCUUUUUGCCUCUAGACGAUGAUGCUUGUACAUAUCCAAAGUGCUUGUAAUAUGAACUUAUGUUACUUUAUCGUGUUCUUUUUUUAUUUGACAUGUUUUGUAGUACUGCUUUUUCAUAAUUGAGUUGUCAAUCAAUAGAUGUGGUAUGGACAGUGGAAGUGUUACUUGUGUUCUUUUUUUAUUUAAUAAACACACCUGAUUUGUA
Triplophysa rosa is the source of this 6588-nucleotide messenger RNA. RefSeq names its product phosphofurin acidic cluster sorting protein 1-like. The record is from RefSeq and is a predicted model, not a curated record. NCBI's taxonomy places the organism in Eukaryota, Metazoa, Chordata, Actinopteri, Cypriniformes, Nemacheilidae. Gene Ontology annotation, biological process: protein localization to plasma membrane. Gene Ontology annotation, molecular function: transmembrane transporter binding. The coding region runs from base 275 to 2974 and encodes 899 amino acids. The transcript has 24 exons.